This is a messenger RNA of Kuraishia capsulata CBS 1993, 1266 nucleotides long. RefSeq lists its product as uncharacterized. The transcript has a single exon. Lineage: Eukaryota; Fungi; Ascomycota; Pichiomycetes; Pichiales; Pichiaceae. Gene Ontology annotation, molecular function: acetyl-CoA C-acyltransferase activity. Gene Ontology annotation, biological process: phenylacetate catabolic process; fatty acid beta-oxidation. Bases 1 to 1266 code for a protein of 421 amino acids. Gene Ontology annotation, cellular component: peroxisome. The record is from RefSeq and is a predicted model, not a curated record.
AUGGAAAGACUAUCUCAAAUCGGAAAUCAUCUCACAUCGGCAGCUGCCUCCGAUGCUGUGGAAAAGGCAAAGGCCAAGAACCCAGAAGACGCUGUUAUUGUCAAGGCCUACAGAACAGCUCUGACAAAAGGAGGAAAGGGUAAAUUCAAAGAUAUCAACUCAGAUGUGUUGCUGAAGAAGCUGUUGGACGGGUUGUUCCAAACUUUGCCCGGAUUUGACAAGUCCAUUAUUGAAGACGUUGUUAUAGGCAAUGUGCUGAACCCAGGCGCUGGUGCCAAUGAGCACCGAGCAGCUAUGCUGGCAGCUGGAAUUCCUUCUUCAACCCCGUUCAUGGCAGUCAACAGACAGUGUUCUUCGGGACUAAUGGCUGUGAACGAUAUUGCCAACAAGGUUCUUACAGGUCAGAUUGAGUGUGGUCUGGCCGGUGGUUCCGAGAGCAUGUCACAGAAUUAUGGGCCUAAAUCUGCUCCUGUUAUUUCACCAGAGAUUCUCAGAGAUGGUCAGGCCAAGAAGUGUUUAAUUCCAAUGGGAAUCACCAGUGAGAAUGUUAACGAAAAGUAUACCAUUCCAAGGUCUGAUCAGGAUGCUUUUGCCGCAAGCUCAUACCAGAAGGCUGAGAAGGCCGUCAAAGGUGGUUUGUUCAAGGAUGAAAUUUUGCCAUUGGAGGUUGAAAUUGAGGCUGACGAUGACGACGAUGAUGAUAAAGAGCCGAAGAAGACCACAAUCGUGGUUGACACCGACGAAGGCAUUAGACCCGGAGUCACGGCCGCCUCUCUAGGAAAGAUCAGACCAGCUUUCAAGAAAGAUGGUAGCACUCAUGCCGGUAAUGCUUCACAGGUUAGCGACGGUGCAGCUGUGGUGUUGAUUAUGAGAAGGUCUUUGGCAGAAAAACUCCAGCUACCUGUUCUGGGCAAGUACAUUGCCACCACGAUCGUUGGUGUUCCACCUGAAAUUAUGGGUGUUGGCCCAGGUUAUGCUAUCCCAAAGGUUUUGGAAUUAACGGGAAUUCCCAAGGAGGCCAUCUCAGUGUUUGAAAUCAACGAAGCUUUUGCAGGACAAGCUCUGUUCAGCGUUAAGAGGGCAGGCAUUCCUCUGGAGAAAGUCAAUCCACGCGGUGGAGCCAUUGCCCUGGGUCAUCCUCUUGGUGCUACUGGAGCGCGUCAAGUUGCCACAAUUAUGAGAGAGCUCAAAACAGGUGAACUUGGUGUGACUUCUAUGUGCAUUGGAACUGGUAUGGGUGCAGCUGCCAUUUUCGUAAAGGAGUGA